AAUGCAAGAAAAGAAGGCAUUAAGGAAGAGCAUGGUGGGGACGUGUCCAGCCAUCACUUUAAUUGAAGGAAGCGAGGAUGAGAGAGUGACAUCACCAAUCAUUCUAAGAUACUCAAAAACAACUCUCAAUAAUCUUUUCUCUCAGAUUUUCAAAUCCUCAAAUCUCACUCCCACUUUCAUGCUUCUAUUCUCUUUCUCUUACCAAAAUUAUCGCUCCAAUCUGCAUUCUACAUUCCCAAUUCCUGCAUAAUGGGUAAAGGUGCCGGUUGUAUUCCCAGCAAGAACAGGCCACCGCCGGUCGCCGACGACCCUCCUACUCACUCCGCCCAACCUCCCUCGCUCCCGCCCAACGCCCCCGCUAGUGAACCCGACGCGCCACCACGGCAAGACACUGCAAAUUCUUCGUCGGUCCCCAACGAUGCGAAAUUGAAGAUCUUCAUCGUCUUCUAUUCGAUGUACGGACACGUGGAGGGGUUGGCGAAGAGGUUGAAGCGAGGCGUCGAUGGCGUGGAAGGUGUGGAAGGGGUUUUGUAUAGGGUUCCGGAGACAUUGCCGAUUGAGGUUCUGAAUCAGAUGCGGGCGCCGCCAAAAGACGACUCCAUACCGGAGAUUGCGCCUGAGGAUUUGGAGGCGGCGGAUGGGUUUCUGUUUGGGUUUCCGACGAGGUACGGCGCCAUGGCUUCGCAGAUGAAGGCUUUUUUUGACUCCACUGGGAAUUUGUGGAAGGGGCAGAAGCUUGCGGGGAAACCCGCAGGGUUCUUUGUCAGCACUGGGACUCAAGGAGGAGGCCAAGAAACUACUGCUUGGACGGCAAUCACUCAGCUGGCACAUCAUGGAAUGCUUUUUGUUCCGAUUGGAUAUACAUUUGGACCCGGAAUGUUCAAGAUGGAUUUCAUUAGAGGGGGUUCUCCAUAUGGUGCUGGAGUGUUUGCCGGUGAUGGUACAAGAGAGCCAAGUGAAACAGAGCUCGCUCUUGCAGAGCAUCAGGGCAAGUAUAUGGCUGUUGUAGUGAAGAGGCUGGCCAAGUCAUGAUGGCGUUUUCAUGAUUUCAUUCUAUUCUUGUUGGUCAUUUGUAUUUUGUGACCUUUCUUUGUAGUCAAAUUGGUUCUGGCAUUUUUACCACUGUAUUGUGAGGAGGAAUGGCAGCACUGUUCCACUAUUGAUUCUAUUUGGAUUGGGGAUUCCCAUGUUGUUCUGGGUCUGCAUUGUUUGUGGAAGCUGUAGAUGUUGAUAGAGUUACGUCACAUAAUAUUGUGAAUUUGUGUAUCUUCUAUUUUUCAAUUCUUUCUGUGUGCCUUUAUACAUGAAUGUGUAUUAUGACUUGGAUAAUAAAAUUCUUAUAAACUCGGGAUCAUGA
This is a messenger RNA of Vigna angularis (adzuki bean), 1357 nucleotides long. RefSeq names its product probable NAD(P)H dehydrogenase (quinone) FQR1-like 2. The transcript has 2 exons. The record is from RefSeq and is a predicted model, not a curated record. Gene Ontology annotation, molecular function: NAD(P)H dehydrogenase (quinone) activity; FMN binding. Lineage: Eukaryota; Viridiplantae; Streptophyta; Magnoliopsida; Fabales; Fabaceae. Bases 250 to 1032 code for a protein of 260 amino acids.